AUGGAACUGUUAGGAACGGUGAGGGAACAUGGCAAGUACGAGAAGAAAUAUUGCGGGCAGCUGGUGCGAGAUGGCGCCGCCAGCGGCUCACAAGUGGCAGCAGCAGAUCGCUUGCCGAUAGUUCCCCACCGUGGAUUUUCCAUGACCGUUCUAUCAAGUGUGAACGCAGACCAUGAAACCCAGCUGGACCCAUCCCCGCCUUAUCCACAACGGAAGCCAGCCACGGCGAAGAGCAUUCACUCCGGGUUCCAUGACCGUGGUUCACAACGCGAGGUUGUGCUUGCAAGGCCCUGCUGCCCUUCAAGCUUCGCGCCUGUGUCGCCUCCAAUUUCCUUCGCAGAGUCUGCAGGGAUCGCAAAUCUGCUACAACAGAACACCGCAUCCACUCUCUUGCCCAUCAUGGCUCUCUCGGCGCCCGCAUUGGCGCAAAAAUCUGGCGCAAUUAGCGGCAAUAUGUUGCGGAAUUCGUUUCUAAGCGAGUCUGUAUCGUUGCAGAGAGUGUCUGGUAGCGUGAGCUUGGUUAGGUUUGCGAGAAAGGAGCUGACGGUUGUGGCGAACGGGAGGAAGGCUGCAGUGGUGACGAAAGAUGAGAAUGAGGUGGAUCAGCGGUUCAGGUUGAACAAUUUGUCGCCGCAGCCUGGGAGCCGGCACAGACAGAAGAGGAAGGGGCGUGGUAUCGCGGCAGGCCAGGGGGCCAGUUGCGGGUUCGGUAUGCGAGGGCAGAAAUCGAGGUCUGGGUCGGGCGUGAGGCCGGGAUUUGAAGGUGGUCAGAUGCCCUUGUACCGUAGGUUGCCGAAGCUGAGAGGAAUCGCCGGUGGCAUGGGAGCGGGUUUGCCCAAGUACGUGGCAGUGAACUUGACCGACAUUGCUGCGAGUUUCCAAGAGGGCGAGGAGGUUUCGCUCGAAGCUUUGAAGGAGAGGCGUGUCUUGAACCCUUCGGGUCGUGACAGCAAGCUACCGUUGAAGGUUCUUGGCGAUGGCGAGCUUGACUUUAGGGUGAAGAUCAAGGCUGGUGCCAUCUCUGCUGCCGCGAAGGAGAAAUUGGAGAAACUAGGAUGCGAGUGCGAAAUUCUGCCCAAGAAGAAGAAAUGGGUCUCUGCUCAAUACUCGAAGAACCAAGCACGUGCAGACGCCUACUUCGCCAAGAAGAGGGGCGACAGCGCUUAGAUUCAGGUCAAGGUUGAGGUUCUUUCCGCUUUCAGUAGCUUCAAAUUCUCAAUAUUCCAACAGGAUUUUUCAGGCAAUGUAGGACAUGCUUCAGUUAGGAUUAGGUCUUAUCGCCCACAACACAUUUUGUGGCGCAAAAACAUUCACCUCAAUGCCGAAAUUGAUAUCACCACUUCCAAAAAAGUCUGAUAAUUAUUGAGAAUUGAGUUGUUGUGGUUUGCUUUUUUUUUGUCAUGAAGGUGCCGCAGCUUGUUCUGAUGUGCUACAGAGGUUGUGGAACAGGUAACCAUCCUCGAAUUUAACGUUAAACAUAAUCUUAUACAGUUUGUCCGGACAUUCACUAUUUU
Molecule: messenger RNA, 1514 nt
Organism: Physcomitrium patens
Lineage: Eukaryota; Viridiplantae; Streptophyta; Bryopsida; Funariales; Funariaceae
Product: large ribosomal subunit protein uL15c
Biological process (GO): translation
Cellular component (GO): cytosolic large ribosomal subunit; ribosome
Molecular function (GO): structural constituent of ribosome
Source: RefSeq, a predicted model, not a curated record